CGUAAGCGAGACCGUCCCAUUUAAAGCCGCUCGGUUCGGCCUUCACGGCCUACGAAGGAUACAGCUGCUGAAGUGGGGCACUGCUUCGUGCUGCUCACGGGCUCUGAUGGAUGCUAGCUUCGUGUGUGAUGGACUGUUAGCUGGGAGAGUUUAGUUUGGUGCUAAGACGGAGAAACAUUUCAGGGUGUGAAGCAAUAGUGGAGAGUUUAUCGAUGAGGACUGACUGCUGCAGAAGAAAUCUGCUCUGAGGUUAACAGAACGUCUGAUCGUCCAGUAUGAGAUCAACCUUCAGCGCAGACUGCUGGAUAUCAGCCGGAAACCCGAGAUAAAGUUACGCAUGAGUGACCCUUAGUUCCUCAAGAUCUCCCACAGCAACAUGAAGUGUGAGGAAGAGGAGGGCCUGUAUGACCAGCAGGUCUCCAACCAGGAGAGGAACUCCAGUCUGGACCAGGAGGGCCCAGAUCCUCCACAGAUCAAAGAGGAAGAGGAGGAACUCUGCAUCAGUGACGACGUAGAAAAGAUUGUACUCAAACAGGAGGACGAAGGUCUCGUCUGGACUGAAGAAGAGCAGCUCAGACAGCUGGAUAACAUCUGGAAACCUGAAAUGAACUUACACAGCAGGGCUUUCCCACAACAGCGUGAAUGUGAGGAGGAGCUGGUUUUUGGGGACCAGGAGAGAAACUUCAGCCUCGACCAGGAGGAUCCAGAGCUUCCACAUAUUAAAGAGGAACAGGAGGAACCUUGCACCAGUCAGGAAGUAGAUCAGCUUGUAGUGAAGCAGGAGACCGAAGGCAUUAUUAUCUUCAUGGUGGCUCCUACUUAUGAGGAAAGUGAACCAGAGCUGGACAGUGAACAUCUCCUUUCUUACAGCUCUCCUGAACCAGAGAGCAGAGAUCAGCAAGACAACUUUCCCGUGUCAGAGAGUCAGCGUAAAACUGACUCAAGUAAAAAGUUUGUGAAAUGUGAGAUUUGUGGAAAAACCUUUGAGUAUCGAUCCAAACUAACGAGACAUAUGAGAGUUCACACAGGUGAGAAGCCACAUUCUUGCAGCACCUGCGGAAAAAGAUUCAGCCUGAUGAUAAACUUGAAAACUCACAUGAGAAUCCACACAGGUGAGAAGCCGUAUUCUUGUGGCAUCUGCGGAAAAGAAUUUAGAGACCAAUCAACGUUCAAAAAGCACAUGACCGUUCACACAGGUGAGAAGCCUUAUUCUUGUAGCACCUGCGGGAAAAGCUUCAGUCAGAAACCAACACUGGAGAGACACCAGAGAAGCCACACAGGCGAGAAGCUGCACUCCUGCGGCACCUGUGGGAGGGAAUUCAGUCAGAUGAUAAACUUGAAAACUCACAUGAGAAUUCACACAGGUGAGAAGCCUCAUUCAUGUAGCACCUGUGGGAAAAGCUUCAUUCAGAGGAUACAGUUACAAAGACACAUGAGGAUCCAUACUGGUUCCCAAAUCAACAUGAAGUGUAAGGAGGAGGAGGAUCUGGAUGAUCAGCAGGUCUGUAACCAGGAGAGGAACUUCAGUCUGGACCAGGAGGACACAGAUCCUCCACAGAUCAAAGAGGAACAGGAGGCACUCUGCAUCAGUCAGGAGGGAGAACAGCUUGUAGUAAAACACGAGGAUGAAGGCAUCAUCGUCUGGACUGGGGAAGAGCGGCUCAGACAGCUGGAUAACAUCUGGAAACCUGAAGAAGAUUUACAGACUGCAGACCCCCACCAGCAAACCUCCUGUAAGGAGGAGGAGUUUUUCACCGAUCAGCAGCUCUGCAAGCAGGAGAAGAACUCAAGUCUGGACCAGGAGGACCCAGAUCCUCCACAGAUUAAAGAGGAACAGGAGGAACUCUGCACCAGUCUGGAGGUGAAGGAGAUUGUACUGAAGCAGGAGAUCAAUAGUUUUAUGGUGACUUCUAGUUUUGAGGAAAGUGACCUCAGUGAAUCAGAACCAAACGAUGACCAGCUCCUUGCUCUUAACUUUCCUGAACCAGAGCGUGUGGAACAGGAAGAAAACCAGCAUGUGGACUCGGGAUCAACUAGAAAUGCGGAGCUGAAGAAAAGGAGACAUCACAGAAACAGAAACAGAAAUAACUCUCAGAGUGAAACAAGUAAAAAAUCUGUAAGCUGUGACACUUGUGGAAAAACUUUUCAGUGUAAAUCCAACCUGACAAGACACGUGAGAGUUCACACAAGUGAGAAGCCACAUUCUUGUAGCACCUGUGGGAAAAGAUUCAUUUGGAAAUCAGGAUUGGAAACUCACGUAAGGAUCCACACAGGCGAGAAGCCGUAUUUUUGCAACACCUGUGGGAAAAGAUUUAAUAAGAAAUCCGGAUUUGAAAGUCACGUGAGAAUCCACACAGGUGAGAAGCCGUAUUUCUGUAGCACCUGUGGGAAAAGAUUUGGUAAGAAAUCAGGACUAGAAACUCAUUUGAGAAUCCACACUGGUGAGAAACCGUAUUCUUGCAACGUCUGUAGGAAAGAGUUUAGAGACUUGUCGACUAUGAAAAGUCACAGGAGGAUCCACACAGGUGAGAAACCAUAUAUUUGUAGCUCCUGUGGGGAAAGAUUCAGUUGGAAAUCAGGACUGAAUUUUCAUCUAAGGAUCCACCCCAGUGAGAAACCAAAUCACUGCAGCACCUGAGGUAGAAAAUGACCCCAUGUUAAA
Messenger RNA from Oreochromis niloticus (Nile tilapia), 2662 nucleotides. RefSeq names its product zinc finger protein 665. Gene Ontology annotation, cellular component: nucleus. Bases 377 to 2638 code for a protein of 753 amino acids. The transcript is spliced from 5 exons. Gene Ontology annotation, biological process: regulation of gene expression. The record is from RefSeq and is a predicted model, not a curated record. Lineage: Eukaryota; Metazoa; Chordata; Actinopteri; Cichliformes; Cichlidae.